Molecule: messenger RNA, 468 nt
Organism: Symbiodinium pilosum
Lineage: Eukaryota; Dinophyceae; Suessiales; Symbiodiniaceae
Source: the annotation of a GenBank genome assembly
AUGGGCGACAUAGCGCGGGCAGCCGAAGGCCUGGACUACAUGAUUCAGAACAAUUUGACCGUUGAAGUGCACCAUUUCAAUUCUGCCAUCAAUGCUUGCAGCAAAGCUGAUCCGCCCAGCAAGUCAGCUGCCACGUUCUUAUUCAAGCAGCUCUGUGACCGAGAUCUGAACACUGUGACGUACACAGCUUUGGUGAGGGCUCAUCGCCUGGCAAAGCUAGAGGAUCUCAGUAGCUUACGAAAACAGAUGCAGAUAAGAGGGGUGCAGACUGACCGUGUGUUUGCCGAGAACUAUGUUCGCUCCCUUUUGCGCGGAAGAAGCAUACCUUAUGCCCCUCCAAGAGUUGUGGCACUGUUGGCGGAGACUAGCGAAGACAGACUCAGGGAAGUUCGUGAGGCUAUUCGAGACUUCAAACGCAUGGAUUGUAUGACAGCACUCUGCAGACCAGUGGAGCGAGCGCUUUCUUGA